Messenger RNA from Bactrocera dorsalis (oriental fruit fly), 4006 nucleotides. RefSeq names its product extracellular signal-regulated kinase 7 (gene Erk7). The record is from RefSeq and is a predicted model, not a curated record. The coding region runs from base 766 to 3363 and encodes 865 amino acids. NCBI's taxonomy places the organism in Eukaryota, Metazoa, Arthropoda, Insecta, Diptera, Tephritidae. The transcript is spliced from 10 exons. Gene Ontology annotation, cellular component: cytoplasm; nucleus. Gene Ontology annotation, molecular function: ATP binding; MAP kinase activity. Gene Ontology annotation, biological process: protein phosphorylation; intracellular signal transduction.
AAAAGCAUACGCAUACAUAUGUGCAUAUGUAAAUAAAUAUUCAAAAAUUAAAGUUGCGACAAUGCACUACGUAUCCUCGCGGAAGCUUUCAAUUGAACAAUACUAUUUUAGUGAUAACUUUUUUCAUUUGUGACUUCACCGUGCAGCUCCUAACAAAGUUGACUGUGGAAAAUAUCGAAUAUAGCUCGUUGAAAUAUCUCAAAUAUGUAUAUUUUGAAAACUUUUUGUACACUUUUAUCAAAAAUAAAAAUAAAUAAAAGGAAUAGAAUAGCAUUUAUCCACAUAUUCUCAAAUCCAGUGCGCAAAAUUCGGCCAACUCCGAAAACUAAACGCCAAUGUCCACAGCUAAUAUCAGUUAGAAGUGUCUAAAUAAUUUGUGCAAAGAUUCAAGUGAAGUCUAUGUAGUUUUUACUACAUAGAUACAUGCAUACAUUCUAUAUUUUUUAAACUGAUUAAGUGCAAUUAGCCUUAAAAAGAAAAAUUUAACAACGAUUAUAGGGCAGUGUGCUCAGCCACGUAAAUGCUUUUAAUUUGGCGUAUCAGGAGAAACAUACGAUCAAAAAUGUGGUAACACUUGGUCCAAGCUCAUAAUUAUCCACCUGUGCUGCUUCUAAACAUCUCUGAACUCCAUAUCUAACAAUUGCAGCUGCUGCAAUAUAAUAUUGUACUGAAAUCGCAGAGAAUAUAAUGUCUUCUGUCUAGUUGCGUAUUGUAAGAUAUCGACAGUUCCAAUUUUCCCAAUCAAGCGUGUGGUAGAGCUUCACAAUGACAACCAAAUCAAAGACUCAACAAGAGAAGCACAAAAUGUCCGAGAUCGACGAAAAUAUUUCGAAAAUGUUUGAUAUAAAAAAGCGCUUGGGUAAAGGAGCAUAUGGCAUUGUGUGGAAAGCAUUGGAUAAGCGUACAAACGAAACGGUAGCAGUAAAGAAAAUUUUCGACGCAUUUCGUGACGAAACUGAUGCGCAACGAACUUUUCGUGAAAUUGUUUUUCUGAAGGCAUUUCGUAAUCAUCCCAAUGUCAUACGAUUAUUAACCGUAUAUCGAGCAUCGAAUAAUUUAGACAUAUACCUCAUUUUUGAAUAUAUGGAAAGUGAUUUGCAUAACAUCAUUAAGAAGGGCACUAUUUUGAAGGAUAUUCAUAAAAGAUAUGUGAUGUACCAAUUAAUUAAUGCCAUUAAGUAUAUACAUUCCGGAAAUGUGAUACAUAGGGACCUGAAGCCAAGUAACGUACUCAUAGAUAGUAAAUGCAGAUGUAAAUUGGCCGAUUUCGGACUAGCACGGUCUGUUUCAAAUCGGCCAAUGCGAGAGAGUAACGAUAUGACUACUGACCACGUCAACGAGCCCAUACUUACAGAUUACGUCGCUACGCGUUGGUACAGAGCUCCAGAAAUUCUUGUUGCUAGUAAAAGAUAUACUAAAGGGAUCGAUAUGUGGAGCUUGGGUUGCAUACUUGGUGAAAUGAUACGUGGAAAACCUUUGUUUCAAGGCAGUAGUACUGUUAAUCAAAUAGAAAGGAUAGUAACAGCUCUACCAGAAAUAACAGAUCAUGACGUUAAAGCAGUGGGAGCUGGUUUCGGAUCCGUACUUCUUAGCAAACAGAUUUCACGUGAAAGGAAAACAUCUUUAAAUGAAAUGAUGUCUGAUGCUCCAGAAGAUGCUUUAAAUAUGGUCAAAUCAUUAUUAGUCUUAGAUCCUUUGGCUCGACUUACAGCGAAACAAGCCCUUGGCCAUCCAUACGUAGAAAAAUUUCGCAACUCUAUACCAGAAAUUGAAUUGAGUGUGGACAUUUUGCCACCAUUCCGCGAUGAUGUGCGUCUGACGGUACCUGAAUAUCGGUCAAAGUUAUAUGAAAUUGUCCAACAUAACAACGAAAAAUCAGACAAACGCCAUUCGACUGCAACUGCUAAGGGUUCCAACAUAAAUCAAAAAGAUUACAAGCUUUCAACAUCCUACGACAAGACUGAUCCAUUAAAGAAACCCCACAGGACUAAGCAAGGCAAAAUCUCAGAGGACAAAUAUAUUUCAAAAGAUAAGUAUUUAACUCGACCGGAGAAACACGAAAGCGAAACACAACCAUCUAUCAGCGUGCCCAGUAUAAACGGUAAACCCACUAAAAAGUUAACUACGAUAUCUCCUAAUGCAAAACGCAAGUCCGGCAAAACACUUUCUAAAUACUUUGCCCAGCAAACAGUAGAAGUUUUAAAAGAUAAGAAGCACUUAAAAGUACAUGAAAGCUGUGAUGAUCAUUUUCCCGUAAAUGUGAUUGACAAGCGUCAUUCCAUAGAUGCAGGCUACGCUAGUCUCCCAGAUGGUAGAAUAGGUUUAGGAGGACAAUUGGGAGAACUAGUAGGUGGACAGACUACAUCACCGAGCGGCGCACUAAAAAAGAUUGAUAGCACACGGCGACAACACCGUAGCUCGUCGUCGAUAAGUAAAGGUGAACAAAAACACAAAACAGAGCAAGCAACCACUCAUCUUCUUCAGCAUCAACAAAAUAAAUGUUCUACACAUCAAAAAUUAGAAUGCCGGCAGCAAGAAAGCAGUUUUGCUUAUCCAGAUAUCGACAUAGAAGUUCAAGAUCCAUACAACAAUGACAGCGCGCCAUUUUUAAAGAAGCCUUCAUAUGUUCGGAACUCAAAAUCAGACGUAACGAAUACCAUUGGUAGUGGUCUGACAAAGUCUACUGAAACCAUAGUCAGAGGAAAUGAUCGAUUAUGUUAUGAAAAACGAUUGAAAAAAUUAGAGGAAGAAAUAGAAAAAUACAAAAAAGAAGUAAAGUCAUUUUGUAAAGAAACAUUUAGUUAUACGCAUCAAAAAUCGCCACAAAAGCAUAGUAAGGGCAAUGGUCAGAUUCAAAGUCAAAUCCAAAAUAACUUCCGAAACGCAACUAAUAACCAAACUCGUCCCCAUACUCAGCAACAGGCAUACCUGGAACGAACGAAAUCCGAUGUUAGAAACAAUAGACAUCAACAACAAAUACAACAAAAUUUGUCCAAUACAAAACAAAAUCCCUAUUAUGAUUUGCUUGCUAAGGUAACUCGUGAUUUUGGAAGUAAAAAUGGCAUUAAUUCAGCGAUUUUUAAUGGUACUCUCAACGUUGGAGCUGUACCUAUAGUUACAGCUGAAAACGAAGGAGGGGAAUAUAUUGUAGACCGAUCGACGAAAAUGUCGAAUAAGGACGUAUUGAUAGAAGAAAAACAUCAGUCCUUUCACGCGCACUCCAACAUAUCAAAAAUACAUCAGCCACAUCAACAGUCUACACACAACAUUCAUCGCAACGGCAGACCCAUGUCGAAAUUCAUAGCGCGACCAGCCCAACAUAGUAGCCACUUAACGAAGCAUACAUUAACAAAUUGUCAAUGAUAUUGAUUUUACUAUUCUAUGCUAGAAUAACUGCCAUUUUAUCUAAGUUAUUAAAUGCGCGUUUUUAUGUACGUGUAAUGGUAAUUCUAUAUACAUAUGUAUGUAUAUGUAUGUACUUACCUGUAUAUAUCCAAUUGAAAUAUAUUUGUAUGAGUGUCUAUAUUCACUAUUCACCGAAUAUUUUAAAGAACUACAUAUUGUAUAUUGAUAAUUUUUAUCUUAUCCAAUUAAAGGGCUAAUAAUCAGAUGAUACAGGCCAUGAGUAAAAUAAACAUAACACUUACAUAAGUAUAGAGUUUUAAAAAAUCAAAGGCAGGCGAAAAAUUACAUACUUUCACAAAGAAAGAUAAACUCAAACUGAAUUCAAUGAUUUUUCGUACGGAAAUACAGUAUGUCCAAGAUAAUAAUUUUCUUAAGAAGGCGUUUAUUUUGACAAAUAAAUAUCUUACAAAAUAACGAAAAUAAUUUAUUAGAUAUGGAGAUGCUAGACCGAUUUUAUGUAUUUUUAACUCGAGGUCACAUUGAUGUCAUCCAAAUGUGACUCUUAACUCCAGUAAAUUUCCUCAGAUAUUUACCGAUAUUAUCGGAAUAAUAGGCCUUAUGUACGGAAAUUUUCAUAUUUGGUAUAUUAUUAAUUGACUUU